Syngnathus acus (greater pipefish) is the source of this 992-nucleotide messenger RNA. Its product is annotated as cytoglobin-1-like. Gene Ontology annotation, biological process: oxygen transport. Gene Ontology annotation, molecular function: heme binding; iron ion binding; oxygen binding. The record is from RefSeq and is a predicted model, not a curated record. The transcript is spliced from 5 exons. The coding region runs from base 16 to 717 and encodes 233 amino acids. NCBI's taxonomy places the organism in Eukaryota, Metazoa, Chordata, Actinopteri, Syngnathiformes, Syngnathidae.
CCAACCCAGCCAGCAAUGAAAUCUGAGCACAUUCUCAGCUGUGACAACAAAACCAAGCCUGUUCUUCACUCACACCGAGAUUCAGUGCUGGGAGCGCAACAAUUCUCAUUGGGGCAAAGACGUAAAGGAAAGCAGCCUCUUUUCCCAUUAAGAGCAAAGACAAAAAAAAAAAAAAAGAUGGAGAGGAUGCAGGAAGAGGGAGAUCUGGACCACCUGGAGAGACCAAGUUCACUGACUGACAAGGAUAAGGUGAACAUCCAGGACUCCUGGGCAAAGGUUUACCAAAACUGUGAUGAUGUUGGAGUGGCCAUACUCAUUCGGCUGUUUGUGAACUUCCCCUCAUCCAAGCAAUACUUCGUCAAGUUUAAGAACAUAGAAGACCCAGAGGGACUGGAAAAGAAUCCCCAGCUGAGGAAUCACGCCCGCAGAGUCAUGAGCAGCAUCAAUACGCUGGUGGAGAACCUGGCUAACCCGGAGAAGAUCACCUCAGCGCUGAAGCUACUCGGCAAAGCACAUGCGCUUCGGCACAAAGUGGACCCGGCGUACUUUAAGAUCCUCAAUGGUGUUAUCCUGGAAGUACUGGGAGAAGUGUUCCCAGAGGUGAUGACAGCAGAUGUAGCAGGAGCCUGGACUAAACUCUUGGCUACAGUCUACACGGGUGUCACCAGCACCUAUGAAGAACUGGGUUGGACCAAGCUCUCCACCUCAACCGGGUGAAGAUUUAUUGACCUAUAGACCUCUGACUGUGUGUCUUCAAGGUUGAACGACUUCACUUUGAAAUAUCUUCUUCGCAUAGAAUCUAUAUCGCAGAAAUACCGUCUCAUGUUAUCUAUCGGCAGCUAUGGGAUAGCAUCGAAGUGUACCAAAGGAGAAGACACAUAGAAUGUGCCUUGUAAUGUAUGUGUAAAGUACCGUAUUUUCCGCACUAUAAGGCGCACCUAAAAACCUCCAAUUUUCUCAAAAGCCGGCAGUGCGCCUUAUAAUCAGGUGCG